Messenger RNA from Doryrhamphus excisus (bluestripe pipefish), 2026 nucleotides. RefSeq names its product RNA binding motif protein 24a (gene rbm24a). Gene Ontology annotation, cellular component: nucleus; cytosol. The record is from RefSeq and is a predicted model, not a curated record. Lineage: Eukaryota; Metazoa; Chordata; Actinopteri; Syngnathiformes; Syngnathidae. Gene Ontology annotation, biological process: regulation of alternative mRNA splicing, via spliceosome; positive regulation of myotube differentiation; mRNA stabilization. Gene Ontology annotation, molecular function: mRNA 3'-UTR binding.
GAGCCGCCGAGUCCCGAUGGUCUCCUUUGGAAGCUAGAAGUUCCCGCGUCUACCCCCUCCAUCCAUCUUUCCUGUGACGUCACCCGAAGACGCAGCCAGAAGGAGCCCUUUUGCACUUUUGCGGUUUCCCGGUUUGGCACCGACGAUGCACAGCACGCAGAAGGACACCACCUACACCAAGAUCUUCGUAGGAGGUCUUCCUUACCACACCACGGACUCCAGUCUCAGGAAGUACUUUGAGGUGUUCGGGGAGAUCGAGGAGGCGGUGGUCAUCACGGACCGGCAGACCGGGAAGUCUCGCGGAUAUGGAUUCGUGACGAUGGCGGAUCGUUCGGCAGCAGAUCGAGCGUGUAAAGAUCCGAACCCCAUCAUCGACGGCAGGAAAGCCAACGUCAACCUGGCCUACCUGGGAGCUAAACCCCGCCUCAUGCAGCCAGGCUUUACUUUUGGAGUUCCCCACAUUCACCCCGCUUUCAUCCAGAGGCCUUAUGGCAUCCCCGCCCACUACGUGUACCCUCAGGCCUUCGUGCAGCCCAGCGUGGUCAUCCCUCACGUGCAGCCUGCUGCCGCCGCCCCUCCCGCCACCGCGUCCUCCCCUUACAUCGACUACACCGGAGCGGCCUACGCGCAGUACUCAGCCGCAGCGGUCAGCGCCGCCGCCGCUGCCGCGUAUGAGCAGUAUCCCUACGCGGCAUCCCCCGCCGCCGCCGGGUACGUGGCCACCGCCGGGUACGGCUACGCGCUCCAGCAGCCUCUAGCCACCGCCGCCGCCACCCCGGGUUCAGCGGCGGCCGUCGCUGCCGCCGCCGCCUUCGGCCAGUACCAGCCGCAGCAGCUCCAGGCCGACCGCAUGCAAUAGCAGUCGCUGCCACCGGGGGUGGGCGAGUGGGGGGCACAGGAAGGGGAUGCCGAUCGGUCGAUGAUGAUGAGGAUGAUGAUGGUGAGGUGGCAACUUUUUGAACUUGCUGUGCUUCAACCAAAAACCCAGAGGUGGUGCUAGAAAUACUAGAGGAAGUACUUCUUCUAGGAAGUACGAAUCCCGUUGCUGUCUUUCAUGUUUGAUCCGCUGACAGCGUUCCUUGUCCUGGCUGGACCUUUCCGAUAAUCAGGGAAAUGUUUGCACCUCGGAUUGAUGCUGAGACCCCGCCCCUGGCCCCACCCACCCCCGUUCCUCCGAUGCAAAGCAAACACCAAAAUGACAGGAAAUAAGAACGCAAAGGGGGGGCAGUGUUGUUGUUGUGCUGGCGGGGGCGGGUGAGCCCCCCAGCGCCACCCAGACGGAUCCCUCUGGAAACUGGUUUGUUGAGCUGUCACAUUCUAAUCCCCCCCACGCCACCCUUUUUUUUUUGGGCGGGGGGGCAAGUUUACAGCCCACAGCUCAAUAUAGAGGCCCCACCCCACCCCAGCCCCCAGUCGCUGGGCCGUGUCAGCACUUCCACCUCCUGCAAAUCUACCCGGCAACCGCCUGCCUCAGCGUGCCUGACUUCCUGUUUCACUGCUAUUUAAAUCAUCCCAUAUUUAAAGUAUUUAUUUUUCUGGACGAGUAGUGCCGGUACUGUGUUCAUAAUAUUACUGUGUACUCAUCUCAAGGCAUACUGUAUACACAUAUACUCGAUAUAACUUAUUGAUUAGCUGUAGUUUUAAUAUUAUGAUAUAUUAACAUACUCAACCAAAAGUAGCUAUUUAAGAUACAUGCACUGUAUUUUUAUUUUUAUUUUCAACUCUAGCUUUUGUUUUUUUUUGUAAAUGGAGGAAUUUUAUUUAAAUGCAUGCAGAUUGUACUCAUCUGUGUAAAAAAAAAAAAUCUUUUUGACAAAAAUGCUGCUUUAUCCACUAGAAUGUGCCAAGUCGUCAGUAGCUGUGCUUACAGUAUUUGAUCCUGUGCUUCAUAUUCAUCCCACGGCUACUUUACAAUGUUUUUAUACUUGAACUAUUUCUUACAAGGGAAAUGAGAGAAAUAAAUGGCACACAUUUUAAAAAAGCUUUUCAUUGUCACUGGAUGAAAACAUGUCAAGUGUUUCUAUUU